AUGGCGGAGAAGGGGCGGAGCGGCGGCGGUGCCAUGGCGGAGAAGGGGCGGGGCGCUGCGCUGAGGGUGCUGGGGCUGAAGGAGCGGCUGCGCUGUGCGCAGGAGCCCGGCGAGAUUAUAAAAACACUUAAGGUACUACAGGAUUUGGAUUUAUCACUGGAUAUUCUAGUGGAAACUGGCAUACAUGAAACAGUUAACAGCUUUAGGAAACAYGCCACUGCUGGGAAUGUAGCUAAAAGUCUAUUAAAACAAUGGAAACAGCUUAUUGCUCCAGAAAGUAAAAGUGGUCACAGGGGAAGGAAAAAUGAGAAAGAAAAAUGUGAGACAAAAUCCUCUGUUUUCAACAAGAUUAAGCCUUCAGAGAAAGCCAAACCCUCUGUACUGGCCUUCAGAAGUUCCAAUAGUGCUCCCAUUUCUAUGAAGUUGAAUAAGGAGUGUAUUUGUAGUGAAAAGACUCAUCAAAGUACAAAUUCUGAGUCUCCAAUAGAAUGUGAYAAUAAACAAUGUAGCAGCAGUGGUUCUAAGCAUGCUUCCCCGGGUACCAGUUCUCAGGCUAAAGAAAGUGUUUUCAAGGAGAGCACCUCCACAGAGAGCAAGAGAGUUUCAGAAAAGCAGCAAUCCUCUGCAGCCAGUGAAGGCUUAUUACCUCUGAAGGAAAAGCCUAGUAAGGAUGCUUCCAAACAGAGAAAUCCUAAACRUGUGAAGAAACCAAAACAAAACCAUGUCAUUGAAGACCAAACYAAAUCAUCUAGUGAUGAAGAAUUUGAGCCCCCCACUAUGUCUUUUGAAUYUUAUCUUACUUAUGAUGAGGUUACCAACAAAAGAAAGAGAAAGGCUUGUUCUGCUGGUGCACGGCCAAGGAAGUGCAAUGAACAGAAGAACAGUUUAUUACCACAAAAGACUUCAAAACUUUCUCAGGCAAAAGAGGGAGUAGAAGAUGUAAAAAAAUCAGAAUCUGAGAAUGAUCAAUCAGAAGCUCCCAAUAAAAAGGCCAAGAUGGCAUCCCUCCAGGAGCUUCUUAAUACUCCACUACCUAAAACUCUGACAGACAUCCUAAAAUUAUCUCCUCCAUAUGCUGUAGACUUCACGGAUUCUGCAGCGCCUGUUGCAGAAGCACCCCAGCAAGUCGAUGAGAUAGUUCAAUUCACAGGACAGAGACUGAACUCUAAAAUGCAGGUGUACUCUGGCUCUAAGGCAGCCUGCCUUUCCAAGAUGCUCACGCUGUAUGAGCAGUGUGUCCGCAUGAUUCUCAACAAUAUUGAGUUGCUACAAGAAGCAGRAGGUGUGCCCUUUGAAAUUCUUGAGCCUGUGCUGACACGUUGCACACCAGAGCAGUUGUUUCGAAUAGAGAAAUGUAAUCUGACAUUUAUAAAAGAGACUGACCACUUGUGGAAGAAACACUGCCAAAGAGACUUUAAAAAUGAGAGCCUUCUGGAAUAUGAGUCUUGGCGUGAAAUGUACUUGAGACUAUUUAAUCAGAGAGAAGAAAAACUGAAGAUCCUUACUAAAAAUAUUCUUUCAGCUCAGUCUGAGAAGCCAAAAGGCAGGCAAGUAAAAAUGGCUUAUGUGACUGGUGCAGCAAAACCACUCAGGAGUAUUCACCGACAGCRAGAAAUCCAUGCGACAGCUGGACCUGUCCUCCAGCUUCAUCCCACAGAGAAGUGCAAAACAGGGAUUCCAGAAAUGAGAGACAGAAAUAACAMAUUAGCAAAUCUGAUCCCUGCUGGCAGCAGUAGAAGUUCUAGCUCAGGUGUCAUGAUUCAAGAUGGAAAGAAGCCUGCCAAAAAAAUUGCACCAAUCAUGAAGAAAACUUUGAAAGCGCUGRAACAGAGUUGGACAACGAUAAAAUGAGGCUGUGUAUUUGAAGCUUAUGUGAUGUGAUCAUUUGUGUAUUAUGCUACAGUGAAUAAAAGUAAUGUUCAUGUAAACACUGUUCAAUUUGCCUUAAUUAAAAUAAUUCUGAAAAA
Molecule: messenger RNA, 1967 nt
Organism: Malurus melanocephalus (red-backed fairy wren)
Lineage: Eukaryota; Metazoa; Chordata; Aves; Passeriformes; Maluridae
Product: elongin-A-like
Biological process (GO): transcription elongation by RNA polymerase II
Cellular component (GO): nucleus; elongin complex
Molecular function (GO): protein binding
Source: RefSeq, a predicted model, not a curated record